This is a messenger RNA of Aspergillus aculeatus ATCC 16872, 2355 nucleotides long. Its product is annotated as flavodoxin and radical SAM domain protein. The record is from RefSeq and is a predicted model, not a curated record. Gene Ontology annotation, biological process: wybutosine biosynthetic process. Gene Ontology annotation, molecular function: FMN binding; 4 iron, 4 sulfur cluster binding; catalytic activity. The coding region runs from base 1 to 2355 and encodes 784 amino acids. NCBI's taxonomy places the organism in Eukaryota, Fungi, Ascomycota, Eurotiomycetes, Eurotiales, Aspergillaceae. The transcript is spliced from 2 exons.
AUGGCAGAUUUCUCUGUAGACGAAGGUCUGCUGGCCUUCUGGCAUCUCUAUCGUCUGCCGCUUCUCCUCGCUCUCGUCGCAGCGUUUACCUUCAUUCGCUUCUAUCGUACACUCCAGCCCAAGUCUAGAACGGCCACUGCCUCCUCGAUCCCACCGUCCCCUCGAAGCCAUUCUCCGGAGAAGAGUGAAAAGAUCGCGAUUGGAUAUGACGAAGAAGCCACCAAGGUCGAAAAGUCGACCAUCCAAACUAUCGCCGAGAAGGAGAAAGCGCCCAAGUCCACAUCCGGUCCCAAGAGAGUGUCAGGAAAGAAGCCCUCAAAGGUCGCUGGCCGACGUGCCGGUUCCGACCAGGAACAACAGCCUCUGUCCUUCAUCCAGCCUAUCAUCUUCUGGGCUUCGUUGACCGGAUCAACUGAGAAAUAUGCGCAGGUUUUGCUUGAAGACCUGCGUGCCGCCGCCCAAGAACGAGCCGACCCGGAGAAUCGCGAGCGGGCCAUCCUUCCUCCUCAGAUUCAUGACCUCUCCUAUGUCGAUUUCGACGAUUACUUCGCCGCUGCUCCCAAGCCUCCGCCCAACUCGCCCGGAACACGUUACGUUUACUGCUUGCUGAUCCCCUCGUACAACAUUGAUACUAUUCUGAACACUUUCCUUGGCCAUCUUGACGAAACCCACAAUGACUUCCGCAUCGAUACUGCGCCGCUCUCGUCCCUGGCUGGCUACGCUGUCUUUGGUUUCGGUGACAAGGAGGGAUGGCCGACCGAGGAGGAGGGAUACUGCUCCCAAGCCAAGGAACUCGAUCGGUGGAUGGCGAAGCUUACGGGUCGGAAGCGGGCGUAUCCCCUCGGGUUUGGUGAUGUCAAGGGUGAUGCGGAAGCUGCUUUGAAAGAAUGGUCUCAUGGUCUUCAAGAUAUUCUGGGCGACAUCCUGGAACAUGGUGGAUUGGGUGAAGGUGUUCCUGGCAGCGGUGACCCUCUCGAAAGCGACGAGGAGGAUCUGGACGAAGAAGGCUCUGAUGACAGUUCUAAGAAGAAUCGGAAACGUAACAAGGCUCAAGAUGUGGUUGACCUGGAAGACAUCAAGUUCAGCGCUGAUGGCCAGAGCGGAUCGGGAGCCCCCGUUCCCGUUGACUUUACUACCGCGGGCGCUUCGCCUGCGUCCGCUAUUCAACCCACUGAGAAGGAAAUGGUCCCGAAGACAUCGCCCACCUAUGCAGCUCUUACUAAACAGGGCUACACCAUUGUUGGUUCUCACUCAGGUGUCAAGAUCUGUCGCUGGACUAAGUCAGCCUUGCGUGGCCGUGGCUCCUGUUACAAAUUCUCGUUCUAUGGAAUUCGCUCGCACCUUUGCAUGGAAGCUACUCCGUCCCUUUCCUGCAGCAACAAAUGUAUCUUCUGCUGGAGACAUGGCACUAACCCGGUUGGCACAACUUGGCGAUGGAAGGUGGAUUCCCCUGACCUAAUCUUCAAUGGUAUCAAGGAGGGUCAUUACAAAAAGAUCAAGAUGAUGCGUGGUGUCCCCGGUGUGCGUGCUGAACGAUUCGCGGAGGCUAUGCGCAUCCGCCACUGCGCUCUCAGCUUGGUCGGCGAACCGAUUUUUUAUCCUCACAUCAACCAGUUCUUGGACAUGCUGCACAGCGAGCGCAUCUCUAGCUUCCUUGUCUGCAAUGCUCAACAUCCCGAUCAGCUCGAGACCCUCAACCGAGUAACUCAGUUGUACGUUUCCAUCGACGCGAGCAACCGGGAAAGUCUGAGAAAGAUUGACCGCCCUCUGCACCGAGACUUCUGGGAGCGUUUCCAGCGUUGUCUGGACAUUCUUCGCGAGAAGCGUCACAUGCAGCGCACUGUCUUCCGUCUUACGCUUGUGAAGGGAUUCAACGUGGAUGACGAGGUCAUUGGAUACGCGAAUUUGGUUGAGAAGGCACUGCCUUGCUUCAUCGAGAUCAAGGGCGUCACUUACUGUGGUACUAGCACCAGUGCGGGAGCCGGACUGACUAUGCAGAACGUGCCUUUCUACGAGGAAAUCCAAGAGUUUGUCACCUCCCUUAACAAGGAGCUGGAGCGCCGCGGUCUCAAGUAUGGUCUCGCUGCGGAGCAUGCUCACAGCUGCUGUGCACUUAUCGCAUCCGAGCGCUUCUACGUGAACGGAAAGUGGCACUCGCGGAUCGACUAUGACCGGUUCUUCGAGCUUUUGGAGAAGGAGAAGGCAGAUGGCACUCCCUUCAAACCCGAGGAUUACAUGAGUGAAACGCUCGAGUGGGCCUUGUGGGGCAACGGUGGCUUUGACCCCAACGAUGAGCGUGUAUACAGGAAAGGCAAGAAGAAGGGUCUCCAAGCUGCAGCAGCAGCUCAGGAUUGA